Messenger RNA from Cutaneotrichosporon cavernicola, 894 nucleotides. RefSeq lists its product as uncharacterized. Gene Ontology annotation, molecular function: omega-amidase activity. Gene Ontology annotation, biological process: L-glutamine metabolic process; oxaloacetate metabolic process. Lineage: Eukaryota; Fungi; Basidiomycota; Tremellomycetes; Trichosporonales; Trichosporonaceae. The transcript is spliced from 6 exons. The record is from RefSeq and is a predicted model, not a curated record. Gene Ontology annotation, cellular component: mitochondrion. Bases 1 to 894 code for a protein of 297 amino acids.
AUGGCUCUUAUCCAGGCCAAGCCAUUCCGCCUGGCCCUCCUCCAGCUCUCUGGCCUCUCCGCCAACAAGGCGAGCAACAUUGCCGUCGCGCGCAAGGCAGUCGCUGCCGCCGCUGCCUCGGUUCCCAAGCCCGACCUCAUCGUCCUCCCCGAGAUCUGGAACAGCCCGUACGCCGUCACUGCUUUCCGCGAGUACUCGGAGCGCGUCCCCAACGUCAAGGAUGGCGCCGAGGUCCCCGGUAGCCCCGAGGGCGAGACUGUCACUGCCAUGCGCGAGAUGGCGCGCGCGGCGGGUACCUAUCUGAUCGGCGGCUCUAUUGCCGAGCACGAGCCCGAAAGCGACGCAAUCUACAACACGCUCACGGUGUAUGACCCACAAGGCCGCAUGGUCGCCAAACACCGCAAGGUGCACCUGUUCGACAUUGACAUCCCUGGCCGCCAGACGUUCAAGGAGAGCGAUACACUCACGGGCGGCAAGACGCUCAACUCGUUCGACACGCCGUUUGGCAAGAUUGGUGUUGGCAUCUGCUACGACAUUCGCUUCCCCGAGAUGGCCAUGAUCGCCGCGCGCCAGGGCUGCGCCGCCAUGAUCUACCCGGCCGCAUUCAACACGACCACUGGGCCCAUGCACUGGACUCUGCUCCAGAGGUCACGAGCCAACGACAACCAGAUCUACGUUGCCAUGUGCUCGCCCGCGCGUCACCCCGAGGCAGCUUACCAGGCCUACGGGCACUCAUCGAUCGUCGACCCUCUCGGUAACGUCAUCGCUGAGGCCGAUGAGAAGGAGGCGAUCGUGUACGCCGACAUCGACACAGACCUGCUCGCCACGACGCGCCGCAAUCUACCCGUGACCGUGCAGCGGCGGUUCGACGUGUACCCGGACGUUGCAAAGUGA